Messenger RNA from Trichomycterus rosablanca, 673 nucleotides. RefSeq names its product CCHC-type zinc finger, nucleic acid binding protein a (gene cnbpa). Gene Ontology annotation, molecular function: mRNA binding; single-stranded RNA binding; translation regulator activity. Gene Ontology annotation, cellular component: cytoplasm. The transcript has 5 exons. The record is from RefSeq and is a predicted model, not a curated record. Gene Ontology annotation, biological process: positive regulation of cytoplasmic translation. NCBI's taxonomy places the organism in Eukaryota, Metazoa, Chordata, Actinopteri, Siluriformes, Trichomycteridae. Bases 90 to 581 code for a protein of 163 amino acids.
UGCGCAAAGGGCAUGUGGCGCAGAGGGCAGAGUGGGCGGAGUCAAACACAGCGAGUCAUCUAAGCUUCAGGAGCGAAGCCUCAAAGAUCAUGGAUAUGAAUACCAGUGAGUGUUUUGGAUGCGGCCGCUCUGGGCACUGGGUGAAGAACUGUCCCAACGCGGGCCGCGGGCGUGGCAGGGGCAGAGGUCGAGGAAAGGAUCUCUUCUGCUACCGGUGUGGAGAGCAGGGUCACAUCGCCCGGGACUGUGAACAGACCGAGGAUGCGUGCUACAACUGCCACAGGAGCGGCCACAUCUCCCGGGACUGUAAGGAACCCAAGAAGGAGCGCGAGCAGUGCUGCUACAACUGCGGUAAAGCCGGGCACGUGGCUCGAGACUGCGACCACGGCACCGAACAGAAGUGUUACUCCUGCGGCGGGUUCGGACACAUCCAGAAACUGUGCGACAAAGUCAAAUGCUACCGGUGCGGCGAGAUCGGCCACGUGGCGGUGCAGUGCAGCAAAGCCAGCGAGGUGAACUGCUACAACUGCGGCAAGACGGGUCACCUGGCGCGGGAGUGCACCAUCGAGGCCUCGGCGUAAGCGCCGCUCCCGUUCGCCCGCCCCUCCUUUCUCACAUUGAUGGUUGGCUGUAUCAUUUUCUCGGAAUCCUCUUCAUCGGCCGGCGCCCCGUC